Drosophila mauritiana is the source of this 398-nucleotide messenger RNA. RefSeq lists its product as uncharacterized. The transcript has a single exon. The record is from RefSeq and is a predicted model, not a curated record. NCBI's taxonomy places the organism in Eukaryota, Metazoa, Arthropoda, Insecta, Diptera, Drosophilidae. Bases 28 to 291 code for a protein of 87 amino acids.
UCAGUUAGAGAUCAUCGCUGCAUCAAAAUGCGAGCAUCCGGAGGAAAUGGAUUUUCAUUUUACUUGAUGUUUCUAUUGCUGUUAAUCUGCAAUUUGGAAAGUAUCUUAGGUGAUGUAAGCCCGGCAGAUGAGAAAUCGAUAGAACCAAAUAUUGGUACCAUUUGGGAUCGAAUUACAAGCGGAGUUAGAAAUUAUCAAUGGAAGAGUAAUAUCAUUGAGAAGGAGAGCCCAGAAACUACGAGGAGGAGAUCGGUUCUAUGGCAAAGACUAACGAUGGCCACAGUUCUUUAAUGGAUACAAGUAUUGCCUGAUGGAAAAUGUUAGAAAUAUGUCAACAAAUUGUUAUACAAUUCAGUGUGCAGUAUUGCAAAAUAAAAGAGCCCCUCGUUUAUUAAUCA